GAGGAACUUCCUCGAACUUCCUCUUCUUUCUUUUAUUUCUUCUAGAGUGCGUGAGAAAGUAGAAAGCAUAUCUUUGCUAAAACUUUCAAAUGGUUAUAACUUAUGAAUACCAACACACCAUUUUGAAUCGCAAUUCUUUCAAACUGUCUCUCUCUCUCUCUCUCUCUCUCUACCAAUUCAAUUAUGUCAAUCUCCCAGAAUUUUUUGUCCUGGAUCAAUAUGCAGAAGCACUAAAUUGAUACAAAUAUUUUCUUGUCGGAUAACUAUAUAUUGUUAGAGCAGCAAGCUGAAAACACUUCCAUUUCAAUGGCUUCAACUUCAACUUCUUCAUCCUCUUCUCGAAGCUCAUCCAUCUUGGAUGAUCCAUCAAAUCCUCUGUACCUGCACCAUGAAGAAAGCCCUGGUGCUAUGCUUGUGUAUCAACCUCUCAUGGGAGAGAAUUACCCAACUUGGGCGAGAUCAAUGCGAAUGGCAUUGAUUGCCAAGAACAAGUUGGGGUUUAUUGAUGGCACAUUCACUCUCUCAUCUCCAAUGGUCAAAACACCAUCAACAAUUCAAGCUUGGAUUCGCUGCAACAAAAUGGUUGCUUCAUGGAUCCUCAAUUCUGUUUCUCAAGAAAUUGCUACAAGUAUAAUCUAUAGGGACACUGCUCUUGAAAUCUGGAACAAUCUGAAGGAGAGACUUUCACAAGGAAAUGGACCACAGAUUUUUCAAUUACAGAAGGAUAUUGUUGGUAUUACUCAAGGAAAAUCAUCAAUGACUUCAUAUUUCACUCAAUUGAAGGUUUUAUGGGAUGAAUUGCAAAGUGUUCGACCUUUUCCAGUGUGUUCUUGUGGAUCUUGCACGUGCAACUUAGGUCAAAAACUCAGUGAUCUUCAACAUCAAGAUUUAGUGAUGCAAUUCUUAAUGGGUCUUAAUGAAUCCUGUUCUCAAGUUAGCGCACAAAUUCUGUUGAUGGAUCCUCUCCCAUCCAUCAAUGAACUGUACUCUUUAUUGAUUCAAGAAGAAAGGGAAUGCAGUGUGGAAAAAAAUUUAGAUCUUGCAGGAAACAACAAUAACAAGAACUCUAAGGGGAAAAACAAUUCCACCUGCAAUCACUGUGGAGUGAUGGGUCACACUGUUGAGAAGUGUUACAAUAUCUAUGGCUACCCUCCUAGCUUCAAGCCAAAGGGAAAGAAGUCCACUGUGGUACACCAAGUCAAUCUUCAAGAUGAACAAGUUGAAAAGAAUUCUACUUCUGCCUCUACUUCAUUUUCAUUCACUCAAGAGAAAUGCCAACAAUCCUUGGCUAUGUUGGGAACUCAAAUUCAGUCAGGCAAUUUUGAUUUUGCUAAUAAUGAAGUUCACAUGGCCAACAAUGUAACUCAGCCAGCCACUCAGUCCACUUUUAUGGCAGAAUUUGUUGCCAACAACAGCUCAGACCCUUGCAGUUGGAAAAGGAAUGCAACAGCAAACUUUAUUCCAAACUUCCCUAGGCAGCUUUCCAUUGCAUCACUCUUCCCAGCCUACCACUCUGACACUGAAACUGAUGCUAGUUCAGAAUCCAACGAAAUACCUCCAAAAUUAGCUCCUUAUUCCAAUUCCAUAAUGUCAUCCUUCCCACCAGCUAGGUCUCAAUCAGACAGUAGUAAUUCUGAAAGCCCCAUACACCCAAUCCGAAAAGUUACCUUCAAAGACUUGUUUGAGUUUCGUAAGUGGAAGAGCAGUAAUAGUGCAGAAUCUAAUGGAGCACCUCCAAAAUUCUCUCAUUCCAAAAAAAAAUCCAUUCUGUCAUUCUUUUCCACUGCCAAGUCACGAACAAACAAUUCCAAAAAUGAUAAGACAACUCAGAUAAUUCCUAGACGCACACUCCUAACAACAAGCUUCAAAGACUUGAUAGGAAUUGUGGGUAAGAAAGAAUUUCCUUUGCAAAUGCUACUUGAAGCCACCAACCACUUCUCAGAAGAUCACAAGAUUGGAACAGGUAGCUUUGGCUCAGUCUACCGGGCCACUUUAAAUGAUGGCGGAGUAGUGGCUAUUAAGCGAGCUGAAAUUUCAAAGUCUAAACCAUAUGAAUCAUAUGUGAACGAUUGCGAGUACCAUGACAAUGAUUUCCUAAGUGAAUUGGAAGCUUUGUCCCGCCUUAGUCACAAGAAUCUUGUUCGCUUAUUGGGAUUUUGUGAGGAUGAUAAUGAGUAUGUAUUGGUCUUUGAUUACAUGAGAAAUGGUAUCCUUCAUGACCAUCUUCAUAAGCUUCCAAGUACUCCUCUAAUGUCAUGGGUUACCCGGAUUAAAGUGGCACUAGACAUAGCUAGAGGCAUUGAGUACCUGCAUGUAUAUGCAGUUCCACCAAUCAUACACUGCAAUAUCAAGUCGUCUAACAUAUUAUUAGAUGCCACAUGGACUGCCAAGGUGACUGAUUUCGGCCUAUCUUUGAAGGCCCCCAUGGACACUGAGUCACCCCUUUCACUUCUUGCGGCAGACACUGUUGGUUACAUGGACCCUGAGUACUAUAGGCUUCAACAAUUGACCACUAAAAGUGAUGUGUACGGGUUUGGAGUAGUAUUGCUAGAAAUGUUGUCCGGGUACAACGCAAUUCAUUCGGAUGAAAAUGGUGUGCCACGGAAUGUCGUUGAUUUUGUAGCGCCAUACAUCGUCCAAGGUGAAAUUCAGAAGGUUUUGGACCCAAAAGUACCACCACCCACCCCAUUUGAAAUAGAGGCAGUGGUAUAUGUUGGGUACCUAGCAGUAGAUUGUGUAAGUCCUGAAGGUUUAAAUCGCCCCUCAAUGACUGAGAUUGUAAAAAGCCUACAAAGAGCCUUGGAUGCAUGUUUGGAUCUAGAUGCUGAAUAGUGUUCAUUUCACGAUUAGUUUAACUGUAGUUAAACCAACUGAACGUUAACAUUAAUGUUAGGUGGCGUGGUAGAUGGAUGUGUUUGUGGCAUUCCUCGCAGUGGAGGUGAUGAAGCUACCGGCCAAAUAUAAAUAACUUGACAUUAAUAGUUUUCAUCUGUUUAUGAUAAUUCUGAAUCCUAAUGCAAUCUUGAAUGUUAAUGAAUUUUUCUUUUGGUA
Molecule: messenger RNA, 3051 nt
Organism: Quercus robur (English oak)
Lineage: Eukaryota; Viridiplantae; Streptophyta; Magnoliopsida; Fagales; Fagaceae
Product: protein STRUBBELIG-RECEPTOR FAMILY 8-like
Exons: 3
Coding region: 307-2832 (841 amino acids)
Biological process (GO): protein phosphorylation
Molecular function (GO): protein serine/threonine kinase activity; ATP binding
Source: RefSeq, a predicted model, not a curated record